Messenger RNA from Aspergillus oryzae RIB40, 630 nucleotides. Its product is annotated as GNAT family N-acetyltransferase. Gene Ontology annotation, molecular function: acyltransferase activity, transferring groups other than amino-acyl groups. Lineage: Eukaryota; Fungi; Ascomycota; Eurotiomycetes; Eurotiales; Aspergillaceae. The coding region runs from base 1 to 630 and encodes 209 amino acids. The record is from RefSeq and is a predicted model, not a curated record. The transcript has 3 exons.
AUGCCCCUAGAACUCCACCUCGCGAUACCCCCAGACACACCAACCCUGGCAACCCUCUUCUUCACAACCUUCUCCGACGCCUUCAACACGAAACUCUUCCCCCGCACACCGGACGUGCACACCUGGUGGACACGCGCCUUAACAAAAGAUAUCGGGAACCCGCGCAAACGCCUCCUAAAAGUAAUCGACACAGACGCUGACCCGGCCAGAAACGAGCCUACGAUUGUGGGAUUCGCGCUUUGGUCACUCCCUGCCCCGGUGUCCAAUGCCCCAACAACGGAGUCUAAGACCGGGUCCGAGGAGAUACAGACAGACGAACUCGAGGAUGGACUCAGUCCGCCUUGGCCGGAGAGCUGUGACGGGGCGUUAUGCGAGAGGUUCUUUGGUAGUAAUUAUGAGUGGCAGGUCAAGGUUAUGGGGGAUAAGAGGUAUUAUUGGACGCAUCCUGCGGCGAGGAGAAGAGGCGUGGCGACGAUGCUGGUUAAUUGGGGAUUGGAGAGGGCGAGGGAAGAUGGAUUGGAGGUGUAUUUGUCUUCUACGCAAGAGGGGAGAUUUGUUUAUGAGAGAUUGGGAUUUGAGGUGAGGUCGACGGGGGAGGUGGAUGGCCAAACAAUAUAUUUGUACAAGUAG